AUGCACCAUAGGCAAAUGCAUUUUUCCAACUCUGUUAGGAGCUACAGAAAAGGGGCACAUGAUGAUGAUAAAAUACCGCAUAUCAAAAAGAAAAAUGGGAUUGAGAGGUGGCACAGAGCUGUGUCUACUAACUGACUGAAAUAAAAUCUCCUGAUACCCAAAGAUGACGACUCCUCCAGUGGAAGUGACUCAGAACAUAUUAAAAAACUCAAACUACAUGAUGACGGCCUUGUAAAUCUAACUAGCUACAGAGCAGGUGCCUUUUCUGGAGCACAUGGAGCACAUCUUCCAAAAAUAAUUAAGGCGUUGACAUCUCCCAGAGGAUUUCCAAAAAUGAAAACAUGGAAACUUUCUCAGAAUGCAACCAUCCAGCUGGAUGUGAACGUCCUGGAGGAACAAGCAGAGAGGAUAACUGGGGAAAACACGGUUGUGAGAGCAAGACAAACCAGGAGACACGUGUCGGUGACAUCUGUGACAGCUGAACUCCAAACGGUUCCUUGUUUGUCAAAAAAGAGGGGAAACUUUCUAGGCCUCAAAAAGAAGAAAAAGAAUGAGCGGACGCUGCAGUAUCAUUCAGGUGUGACAGCUGGAAAGCUUCAAAUGCAGGUGGAUGAUCGCUUAGAAAAAGUAACGGAAAAGUCCAUAGAUUUACUGGCCCAGAAACAUGCAGAAUUCCAGCAGUGAGAGUUUCUGGGAGAGGAGAUACUUCAAUCAUCUAAGCAUUUUCAAUUGGCUUCUAAAAGAACCAUGAAGACAUAUAAACUAAAACAUAUGCAUUUCCCAUGCACAUGCUGUUGCUUUGACCCUUUUUAA
Molecule: messenger RNA, 813 nt
Organism: Trachemys scripta elegans
Lineage: Eukaryota; Metazoa; Chordata; Testudines; Emydidae
Gene: C7H3orf49
Product: chromosome 7 C3orf49 homolog
Exons: 6
Source: RefSeq, a predicted model, not a curated record